AGCUCUGUUGUGUUUGCUGUGGGCUGAUGCUGUUGUCAGCACACCUGUCCUCCUGUCCGUCAGGCUCCUCCCCUAGCUCGGGGGCUUCUGUUAGCUGGUUUAGUACAAAGGAGAAAGAAAGAGAUAGUUGUGUUUGUGUGUGAGAUUGCGAUCAGUCCGUAGGACACUAAAACUCCAGCAUCACACAACGACUCCAGUCUACUGCAUCCAGGGAGGGACCCCCUUCACCACAUCAAUCACACAAUCAGUCUCUAGACGCUAGACUCUACAGUCUCUGCAGCAACACUGACUGUUCCCAGGAGCCUGGACACAUGACAACAACGACUACAGUAACUAGGAUUGCAUCCAGGGAUUCAACACAGCAACCCAGCCUCUAGCUCAGUCCUUACAGCCCAGGUGACUGUUCCAAGGAGCCAAGAGCCAGGACGGAUCUCACCAGGACUACAUCCAAGGAUCUCACCAGGACUACAUCCAAGGAUCUCACCAGUCUCCACAGCAAACCAGCCCCCCACUGACUGUGUCGGACCCAGCAGCAGUCUUUUGUCAUCCAGGCAGGGAUCCCAUAGCAACCUACAACCUCUAACCUAGUCUCUUUAGUCCCACUGUCCCCCCCCACUCCUAGGCUCCAGGAUGACGUCUAUGGCAGGUCGGCUGGCCCGCCAGCAGGAGAGGGACAACGGUGUGGGAACCAACCAGCAGGCGGUGAAGUACCUCCAGCAGGACUAUGAAACGCUGCUUCAGGGCUGUCUGGAGACUGGGAGUCUGUUCCAGGACCCCUCCUUCCCUGCAGAGAGCAAGUCUCUGGGCUACAAAGAGCUCGGGAAGUACUCCGCCAAGACCAGGGGGCUGAUGUGGAAGAGACCCACGGAGUUGUGCUCAAACCCUAAAUUCAUUGACGAUGGAGCCACCAGGACUGAUAUCUGCCAAGGAGAUCUGGGUGACUGUUGGCUGCUGGCUGCUAUAGCAUCACUGACUCUGGACGAGGAAGUGCUGGCUAGGGUCGUUCCUCCUGAACAGAGCUUCACUGACCGCUACGCUGGCAUCUUUCACUUCCAGUUCUGGCAGUUUGGUGAGUGGGUGGACGUGGUGAUUGAUGACCGGCUGCCCACCAGAGAUGGAAAGCUGCUGUUUGUUCACUCAGCCGAGGGCUCUGAGUUCUGGAGCGCCCUGCUGGAGAAGGCCUACGCCAAGGUGAAUGGAUGCUAUGAGGCUCUGUCAGGUGGCUCCACCACUGAAGGGUUUGAGGACUUCACAGGAGGGAUAGCAGAGACCUACCAGUUGGACAAAGCUCCUCCUCACCUCUUCAAGAUCAUGGAGAAGGCACUGGGGCUGGGCUCACUACUGGGCUGUUCCAUUGACAUCACCAGUUCCUAUGAGACAGAGGCAGUGACAGAUCUUAAACUGGUGAAGGGACAUGCAUACUCUGUCACUGGUGUUGAAGAGGUCCAUCUCCACGGAGACCCGGUCCAGCUGAUUCGCAUCAGGAACCCCUGGGGACAGGUGGAGUGGACUGGGCCCUGGAGUGAUAGCUCCAGUGAAUGGAAAUAUGUCCAUCCCGAUGAGAAACUGAAGCUGGAUAAUGUUGCUGAGGAUGGGGAGUUCUGGAUGUCCUAUUCAGACUUUGUGCGUCAGUUCUCCAAGCUGGAGAUCUGUAACCUGACUCCGGACACACUGACCAGUGAUGAGGUGGGUCACUGGAACCACUGCCAGUACAAAGGUACAUGGAGGGUUGGGUCUACCGCUGGAGGCUGCAGGAACCAUGCAGCCACGUUCUGCUCCAACCCCCAGUUCCUGGUGUGUCUGGAGGAUGUGGACGAUGACCCUCUGGAUGGGGUGGACGGCUGCACUUUCCUGGUGGGCCUGAUGCAGAAAGAUGGACGUCGCAACCGCCAGUUGGGAGAAGACCUCACCGCCAUCGGGUUUGCCAUCUAUAAGGUUCCUGAUGAGUAUAAGGGUCAGUCUAACAUCCACCUGGGAGCAGACGUGCUGCUGAGACAGAAACACGUAGCCAUGAGCAGCACCUUCAUUAACACCAGAGAGGUGUGUGACCGUUUCUGCCUUCCCCCCGGGAAGUAUGUCAUCAUCCCCUCCACCUUCCAGCCUCACAAGAAUGGGAGCUUCAUCCUCAGAGUGUUCUCAGAGAAACAUGUUGCCACCAGGGAAAUGGGAUCAGUGGCUGCUGAAGAGGUAAAGGAGACUAAAGUGGCAGAGAAAGAUGUGGAUCCCCAUUUCAAGAAUAUGUUCAAGCAGAUCGCCGGCAAUGACGAAGAGGUGUCUGUCUUCAAACUUGUUGAAAUUCUGAACAAAGUUUUUGCUAAAAGGGCCGAUAUCAAGAGCGAUGGUUUUAGUCUUGAAACUGGACGUCACAUUAUCAGUCUUCUAGAUAAAAAUGGAAAUUCCAAAUUGGGACUGGUUGAAUUCCACGUGCUUUGGAUGAAGAUCCAGAAAUACAUGGAAAUUUUCAAGCGUUACGACUCCGACCGCUCCGGAACUAUGAGUUCACAUGAGAUGAGGGAUGCUCUGACAGAAGCAGGCUUCCAGAUCAACAAUGCAGUGCUGCAGGUCAUAGUGAAUCGUUAUGCCAGUGCCCACUAUGCCAUCGACUUUCACUGUUUCGUGGACUGUCUCAUCAGACUUGAAAUGCUCUUCAAGAUGUUUAAAACUCUGGAUACCAAAGCCUCUGGGAAGAUUGAGCUGGAUGUGUCUCAGUGGCUGUGCCUCGCAAUCAACUAGACUCCCCAACGCCAGUAGUGAAUCAACUAGACUCCCCAACGCCAGUAGUGAAUCAACUAGACUCCCCAACGCCAGUAGUGAAUCAACUAGACUCCCCAACGCCAGUAGUGAAUCAACUAGACUCCCCAAAGCCAGUAGUGAAUCAACUAGACUCCCCAACGCCAGUAGUGAAUCAACUAGACUCCCCAACGCCAGUAGUGAAUCAACUAGACUCCCCAAAGCCAGUAGUGAAUCAACUAGACUCCCCAACGCCAGUAGUGAAUCAACUAGACUCCCCAACGCCAGUAGUGAAUCAACUAGACUCCCCAACGCCAGUAGUGACAGUGACAGCUGAAUGCUAUUAUGGUUUUGAGAUGAAAUCGUUUUUAUAAUUAUAUUUUCUUCUGUGAUAUUGUCACAUUUCUAGGAACAUUUCAGGUUCUAGUUUUGCACUAUCUGUAAACUAACUUUGAAUAUGGCUACUCAUAAAUACUUGCUCAUUCUGUAUGGGAUUUUAAUGAACUAUAAAAAUAUAUAUAUAUCGCUGUACGGGUGUUUGUUUCUAUUAAAUGAAAUAAAAAUAUUAAAAGAC
Messenger RNA from Coregonus clupeaformis (lake whitefish), 3304 nucleotides. RefSeq names its product calpain-2 catalytic subunit. Gene Ontology annotation, molecular function: calcium ion binding; calcium-dependent cysteine-type endopeptidase activity. Gene Ontology annotation, cellular component: cytoplasm. The transcript is spliced from 22 exons. The coding region runs from base 631 to 2733 and encodes 700 amino acids. Gene Ontology annotation, biological process: proteolysis. NCBI's taxonomy places the organism in Eukaryota, Metazoa, Chordata, Actinopteri, Salmoniformes, Salmonidae. The record is from RefSeq and is a predicted model, not a curated record.